Messenger RNA from Acomys russatus (golden spiny mouse), 1008 nucleotides. It is a transcript of the gene Endog, whose product is annotated as endonuclease G. The coding region runs from base 124 to 1008 and encodes 294 amino acids. Lineage: Eukaryota; Metazoa; Chordata; Mammalia; Rodentia; Muridae. Gene Ontology annotation, biological process: apoptotic DNA fragmentation. The record is from RefSeq and is a predicted model, not a curated record. The transcript is spliced from 3 exons. Gene Ontology annotation, cellular component: nucleus; mitochondrial inner membrane. Gene Ontology annotation, molecular function: RNA endonuclease activity; metal ion binding; nucleic acid binding.
GGCCGCGUCUUAAGAGGGCACGCGAAGGGCACAAGGACACGCACCUAGGAUGCUGGAGGAACCCUAGUUUUUGGCAAUAGCCGGUACCGUGCUCCAGGCCGCACUCGGCGUACCCUGUAGGCCAUGCGCGCGCUGCGGAUCGGGCUGACUCUGGCGCUGGGCGCGGGGCUGGGCGCGGCGGCAGAGCAGUGGCAGCAGCGGGCAGGGAGUGAGCCCGGGCUGCUGGGCCGAGUGCCAGUGUUGCCCGUGGUCGCCGCAGAGCUGCCCGCGCUGCCGGGGGGACCGGCGGGCGGCACUGGGGAGCUGGCCAAGUACGGGCUGCCCGGUGUGGCGCAGCUCCGCAGCCGCGAGUCCUACCUGCUGAGCUACGACCCGCGCACGCGCGGUGCGCUCUGGGUACUGGAGCAGCUGCGGCCGGACCGGCUCCACGGCGACGGCGACCGCCGGGCCUGCCACUUCCACGAGGACGACUCUGUGCACGCGUACCACCGCGCCACCAAUGAGGACUACCGCGGCAGCGGCUUUGACCGCGGCCACCUGGCCGCCGCCGCCAACCACCACUGGAGCCAGAAAGCCAUGGAUGACACCUUCUACCUGAGCAACGUGGCGCCGCAGGUGCCACACCUCAAUCGGACUGCCUGGAACAACCUGGAAAAGUACAGCCGCAGCUUGACUCGCACUUACCAAAAUGUCUACGUCUGCACAGGGCCUCUUUUCCUGCCCAGGACGGAGGCUGAUGGCAAGUCCUAUGUGAAGUACCAGGUGAUUGGGAAGAACUGGGUGGCGGUGCCCACACACUUCUUCAAGGUGCUGAUCCUGGAGGCUACCGGUGGGCAGAUCGAGCUGCGGUCCUACGUGAUGCCCAAUGCCUUUGUGGAUGAGACUCUCCCUUUGGAGCGCUUCCUGGUUCCCAUCGAGAGCAUUGAGCGGGCCUCAGGGUUGCUGUUCGUGCCCAAUAUUCUGGCUCGAACUGGAAAUGUCAAGGCCAUCACUGAUGGCAGCAAGUGA